Molecule: messenger RNA, 7846 nt
Organism: Xyrichtys novacula (pearly razorfish)
Lineage: Eukaryota; Metazoa; Chordata; Actinopteri; Labriformes; Labridae
Source: the annotation of a GenBank genome assembly
GCGCAGACGCAGUUUGAAUUGAGAGACCCCGUCCUGUCAGCAACUUCAGCUGUCAUUCCUUCUCAGACCUCUCGUAGGCGACUGUCGUGUCUCUGAGCAUGGGGCUGAUUACAGGAAUCUGUUCUUUCUUGUACCACUUACCUCAAAUUUAUAAAUGGCUACUCAAACCGUACUAUAUAACAUCGGUUUUCAUGACCGUUGCCUUUCUUGUUGUCCGUAAGGCUCCUGGUCUGUGCGAGCACCUGGCGUCGCAACGCGAGGACGGCAACUCUUGCGACUUUGACUGGGUGAGAGCCUGAGGGCAUGGUGGUGGGGAUAGUGUUGCUAUGAAAUUCUGACUGCUGCUAAAUAUAAGGAAUCCGACACGAGGAAGCGGACUCAUUUACGGUUAUCUCAUGUUUUUGCACUUUAUUUCUGUUUUUUAGAGAGAGUUGGAGAUUCUUAUGUUUCUAAGUGCAAUAGUCAUGAUGAAGAACAGGAGAGCAAGUAAGUAAACCCCACACCACCUCUUUUCACAUCUUUACAUGUACUCAAGUGUAAAACAACUAAUAUCAUACAUGUCAGCAUUUGUUUACACUAAAUAGUCACAUUAUCAAUUGACAAAGCUGGGAGUAGUCAGUUGCUAAGGUUAGUUUACACCUUAAAAAUAUGUCUAAUUUCCAGAUUUUACAUGUAAAACCGCUUUUUAAUGACACUUUAAAUGUUAAUUCAACCAAAUGUGUUAUUCCAAACAAAUAUGUAGGCCUAACUGAUUGUGACCACGAGGGAAGCCCUGCACAGGUGGACAUAUCCAGGAAGAACCUUACUUUAGACUACUCUGUUUUGUCAACAAAACAGCUGCAGUGGAGCUCUGUGACCUUGUAUAAAAGGUUUGAAGGUUUUACACCUCUGCUGCAUUCAUUCUCUCUCCUUUCUCUCUUUCUCAGUCACCUUGGAGCAACACAUUGGCAACCUGUUCCUGUUUAGCAAGGUGGCCAAUGUCAUCCUCUUCUUCCGGCUAGACAUUCGGUUGGGCAUCCUCUACCUCGCUUUGUGUGUUGGUUAGUGACCCGCUUAUCCCUGAUACAAAUGCUGCCCCUCUCAAGAAUACAUCUGAGUUAUGGAAAGCUUAAGAAGCACACAUUGUGGUGAAUCUACCAGCUAAUCACCUACACCUCAAAAGUCUCACAACUUCAGAUGAUGCUGUGGCGUCAAAUAAUCUCUAAACCCACAACCUUUUCUAACCUGAACAGAAGUAUUUUAGAAAUGUACAUUUCUCAUUUGCCUAACUGAGCACAUUAUGAGCCCUUGUAUUAGGCUGUUUUUAAGAAAUUGGUUUUCUUUCAUGUGUACUUAUCUGUUUAAAAAUGUCCUUUUCCAGCUUUUGUCAUGACCUGCAAGCCGCCUCUCUACAUGGGCCCUGAGUACAUUAAGUACUUCAGUGACAAGACCAUAGACGUGAGUGUAACUCUACAUAUAACACUGAUUUUCUUUUGACCAAAUAUUUGCAAAUUCCCCUAUAAAAUUCUUCUUCUGGCGGUAAUGUAGAACCUAAGGCCUGUGCCAUGUGAAGUAUAAACUCUUACAAUGCAGAUGGAUUUGCCAUUGAAGAGUCACAUACAUGUAAGCAUUGUUUAAAGGACAUAGAGAUGAGCCUUAUUCAUAUCAUUUGCAUGAUAUAUAUUUUAUUUAAUCAGACCUUCCAAACUGAUAGUUCCCCAUUCCUAUUGAUUGUUAGGUGCAAAUGAUAGAGAUCUUUAUUUGUGUGUUUUUUGUAAAUUUAUUUUUGUUAUUGAAUCUUUAGGAGGAGCUGCAGAGAGACACUCGCAUCACCUGGAUUGUUGAAUUUUACGCCAACUGGUCAUCUGACUGCCAGUCCUUCGCUCCAGUCUUUGCUGAUCUUUCUCUCAAGUAAGAGAUAGUCAAUCAGGACCAAACGAGAUACUGAGUUUGACAAGAGAUCUCAAUGUUGUUGGUGAAAAAAUUGUUUUGGAAUUGGCUGUAACUGCUGUCUUCACAACAAGACAAAACAGAAGAUAAACUUAAGCAUUAUGUCUCUGAAUCACCAGUAACACAUUUAGAACCGGUGUGUGUUAAUUUUGCAUGAUUUGUACAGCUUAAAGAGUUACUGUUUGACGUAUGUAUAUAUAUUUUUAAAAAUGUGUAUUUCUAGCUUUUUCAGUAAUUAAGAAAAAAAUCUGUACACAGUAUAUGAAACGCCACAGUACAAAAAAAACUCAGAAAAGAUAAAAAUGAUAGUAAAAAAUAGAAAAAAGAAAAGGAAAUGCAGUUGAAGACAACACUCGGAGGUCAUAAUUAGCUCAUUCAAACACAUAAAUCAUCAACUGUUUGGUAUUCAACCAUCUGGUAUUGGUCGCACUACUUAGUAUAAAAUUUGUCAAAUACGCUUAAAAAAUAACAGUUAUAUUUUUUGCUAAGUUUUCAGGUUUUUAGGUGAUGUGUAAAAGUCCUAUAAAUUUUCAGGUACAACUGUCCUGGACUCAGGUUUGGGAAGGUGGACAUUGGACGAUAUGGAGAGGUUUCAGAAAGGUCAGCCAUUUUCUUCCCUCUGCAGCAGUGUUUGAUCAUGUUCAGUUUGUUUACACAUGCAAUAAAUUCCUGUGACUAAUUUCUUCUUAUCUGUGAGCAGGUACAGGGUCAGUACGUCUCCUCUGGCUAAGCAGCUCCCCUCACUGAUACUUUUCCAAGGGGGACAGGAAAUAAUCAGACGUCCAAUGGUGGACAGCAAAGGCAGAGCUGUGUCUUGGACCUUCAAUGAGGUAAGUCAUGACUGUGAAGAAAUAAACACUGAAUAAGCCACACUCAGAGAUAAAUGCUAACAAGAAGACUAUUUCUCCUCUUACUAGGAGAACAUUAUCAGAGAGUUUAAUCUCAAUGAGAUCUUCCAAAAGGCCAAGAAGUUCAACAAAGGCCGGGGGUCGAAAGAAGAAGGCCAGAACAGCGUUCAGCCAGAGGAGGGCAGCAGCGAGCUUCAUAAUGGAACUGACAACCUGGAGCAGCUUACAGAGAGCAAAAAAGACCAGUGAGAUGAAAACGACUGUUCAAAGAGGGACUGCUUGAAGUGUUUGCUCUGCUAUUGACAUUUCCAUGCCUCACAUUACAGUAAAAGUUAUUGAGGAUUGAGAGAUGACAGCAGGUUCAACUACUUCUACGUGAUCGCUCAACACUAAGUCAAUGCCUAAAUAUGUCAAAUGCCUUCAACAGCUCAGUCAUCUGUGCGUGCUCUGCCAAAGUAUACAGUCUUCAACUCAGCUUCACAUGGUAUGCAAUGAUUAUUUGAAAACAUCUUCAUACAAAGUCUAAGCUAUUCGAAACCAAAUGCCUUUUUGUAUUGACUUUUUUUUAGCUGUGUUCUGCUGCCAGUGUUUAUGAUUUUUCAAACCAAAGGGAAAAGGUGAUUGUGAAAUAAAGAAGUAUACAGACACUUUUGUUGUUUUUAAAUCAGUUUGACCUUUUUAUUCUGAGAAGAAAUCUUUUUAAAAAUUCUUUAUAAGGCCAUUUUGGAAAUGUCUUUAAUGUACUCAUUACAGAUAUUUGUGAAACUCGUUCCAUUCAUCACAGCCCACAAUAGCAAUAUUUUAUCUCACACAGAAGUUUACCUACUAUACUCAAAAGAUCAGAUUGUUCAGCGGCCACCAUGAUUGGCCAGAGCAGGAAGAAAAGUAACACAGGUUCUUUAUCUCCAUUCAAAAGCUGCUUGUGCCAUGAAUCUUCUUAUCUUGUUGCCACCCACACAUGAACUGGGUGGAUGUCUGACAAUAUUCUCACAAGUAGCCAGUUCAGCAUGACAAACAAAAUCACAUGCACACCAAAGACAAAGCCUGAAAGGGUUGAAAUCUUAUAACACAGUUGUUUGGGUUGAAUGAUACUCGUGUGCUUCAAGCGUGUACUUUCUCCCAAAGACGUGCUACAUUCAGCCAGCCUUGACAUACUACUGCGAACACCGCUGUGGGCUUUAAUAUUAAAAAAAGGAAAAUAAAUAAAGCUAGACUGUAAUGCCCGGUCCUGAAUGAUGCAUGUGCAUACACACCUCUGUUUCUCUUCUUAGUACUGUCAAAGUGGCUUUUUUAUGUACCUUUACAGAAGUUUCUCAAAAAUGAGCAAGUCAAUCGAGAAAUGUUAUCUUUUUUUUCCUUUGCGAAUGUAAAAAAUAAAAAUCAUUAAAAAAAAUUAAAAUGUGCUUGCUCUACUCAGAAUGUAUUCAAGGCAAAAGAAAAACAAUCUCCAUUGCAAACCAGUCCCCUUCAAUAAUCUAUUCAGUGGCAUUUCACACUUACAUUUUCUUUUAAAGCAUUAAAAAAAUAGUCAAGUUCUCUUUUUUUCUUUCUUUCAAAAAAAAAAAAAAUGGUAGAGACUGGUUUGAAAUAUUGUCCAAAACUAAGUUUUCUUGUCUUGUGAAAUAAAUAAGCCCUUCCCUCACUGCCCCUAUUUGGCUGGCCAUCUGUUCAAGGUACGAGGGUCUGCUAGCAUCUAGACUGACUGACAGACGACUUUAAAGAAAAGGAGAAAAACCAUAAAAACACCAACAAGACAAACAAUGAUCUUAAAGCUACAAAUAGAUUUUGCAUAAUGUCUCUAGCUUUAACAUUACAAGCGUACAUUCCACAAAGAUGUUUGUGCUGAAAAUCAGAAAUUUCUUUGUGGCUUUCAACAAAGUUAAGCUCAAUUAUUUGCCACUUCAGCUGUCCACUAAAGGAUCAUCUUUCUCUUUGGACGAUGUCAACUCCAGCAAGAGCUUAUGAGUGGCUGAUGCAGCCAUUUAAUAUAAACAGGCAACUGAUUUGAAAUCGCUUUCAUGAAUAAUUACACACAGUACAUUUGCCACCCUCAUCAAUAGUCAUCUUCAAUACCUGACAAUUUAACCCAAUAAUAAUCUGAAAGAUUUCAUACAUUUAUAUAAAACAAUAUCUUAAAAAAAGAUUUAUAAAACUAAAAUGAUACUGUGUUUAUAGGUCGGACUCGUCUCUCAACGGUUAUAUCAAUAAACAGGUCAUGUGGUCCGUUCAGACAGUACAGAAGUAGACGUUUCUAUUGGUCAACAGUCCUGAAUCCACUCAAAAACUCUACACCCACUGGAUAAAGGCCAUCUUUUCCUUGAAGGUGUCAAACACAGAGGUCAACACUCUGUGAGCUAUGUACCAAAGUAAAACAGCAACUCAUCGGAUAGCUAUGGUGUUCAAUUUGAAAUAUCCGUACCGUGGUGGUACAGUCACGUUAGUCUAUGGCUCACCAAGUGGAAAAAAUGGAGACACAUUGAUCCUUUGAAAAAUAAACCGUAGUCCCGUUUUACUCUUUGUUCAAAUCUGAAAGGCUUGCAGAGAAGAGAGGCCAGAGGCCAAAGCUAACAGAGUGAGUACCACACGGGCCUGCCUCUGGAGUCCAACAGGAAGAGUUGUUUCUCUGGGUCCUGCAGUCGUGAAUAAUAUCCAGCUCGGGGAAGUGGAAGCAGUCCAGAGACUUUUUCUCCUCCGCCUCAUGAUAGACCUUGAAGGACAUCUGUCACUCAAACCGAUAUCUCAUAAGUGGUCCCUCCGACGCCUGUUACCUUCUUCACACCGCCCCCUGGUUUGGAUGUGGUGUGAUUGGCCAAGGCUGGGCGAGAGGUGGAUCUGAUUGGACAGUCAUCAGGAAGGGUAGAGUGGGGAUGGGGGGGAUUCAGGAUGAGGAUAAAGAAUAAAUGGAAGUGGAGAUGAGAAGUUCUACUUCAAAGACAAUGAACAAGCAAAAACUGUAAAAAUAUUUCACUACCAUGGAUCUUGUAAGGCAUUUGGUUACUAAGCUGAGUGAGUUGGAAGAGGGAAAAAAGGACAGAUAAAAAGGGCAGCAUUGUUAGACAUGCUUUCAUCAGACUAGUCGCACACUGGCAUGCAUAAACACUACACACACAUUUUAUCAAUUACACCAACACAACUUUCACACACAUCCAACUGUUACAAAAUUAACAAGCAAGAUUGUAAACUGUUCAAGAGGAAAAGGAAGACUCACACAGAUCAGGGAGGAAGAGGAAGGCUGACACAAACCAGGGAGGAAGAAGAAGAGGAUUAUGAGGGAAAGGAGAAGGAAGAGUAGCAGGCUGAUGGAUCUGCAGAAGGAUCACUACUCACUGUGGAGCCUGUUGCCCUCCCCCGGCUCCUCCCCCACUCAGCACAGUGCCUCCUCCCGUAGGCCGAGGCUUGUACUGAGGCCCUGCCUCCCCAAUGUAAGACUGGGACUUCCCAAGGGAAAGCCCUCGGGGUGGCGGGGAGACAGGAGGCUCUAGUGAGCGAGCCCCAGGGGAAGAGGAUGAGGAGGAAGGGUUACGGAAGGCUCGGGAAGAGGGGUCGUGGUUAUGAUGGAGCAGGUGCUGUAUUUCAGGAGGCCCAGAUGAGGAGAAAGGGGGAGGGCUAACGGCACGCAGGUAGGCCCUGUGGGGGGAGGAGAAAGUGGCAGAGCCCUGGAGAAGCUGCCCCUCCCUCUGCUGUGCAAUCUGAGCUGAGAGGAAGGGCGACGUGUAGCCCUGCAGCGGGCUACCGGGUGACACCACCUCAGGCUGGCCUGUUAAAGUCGUUGAGGGAAACAGAGCUCGAGGCUUCUGUGGGGACAGCUCAUGGGCAGCUGACUCAAACUCUGGGCUCUCGGAAGGCGUCAGCAGGCUGUCAUAGGACAGGCUGCCGUUCCGAGGCGUCUGAUUGGCCAGGCUUUUGUAGCUGGUGUCUGUGGUACCCUCUGAUUGGAGCGUGGCCAGUGGGUUAUGUGCCGUGUGCGCUGAGCGCAGACUGGAGGAGCGGGAGCCGCCAGUGGACAGAACCAGAGAGGAUGGGUAGGAGGUGUAGGAGCGCCCAGUCAGGGAGUGACCAGACAUGCCCCCUGACAUCCCCACAGCAGUCCCGCCAGGGCCUCCGGGGCCCUCACCCCUCUCCCCUCCCCCUCUGCGCACCCCUACACCUCCCCCUACUACUGUGGCCCCGUCCAGGCUGCUCGGCUCUGAGCGGUAACUGGGCUGGCGGCUGGACUGAAGAAUGGAGGGUGAUGGAGAGUCCAGACUCUCCCCACGGAUCAUCUAUGAAAAGGAGAGGAGGAGAGAGAGGAGGAGAGACAGAUCAAAGGCAGAGAGUGGGAGGAACAGUGUGAUGAAGAUGGAGGUAGGAGUGAAGAAGAGGGAAGAAAGAUGGAGACGCCAUGUUACCUCAGGAAAGGAUAACAUAGAAUCAAAACAAACUGUCUACAGAUUGCACCAACAAAAAAAUAAUAAAGUGGUGGGGAAAAUCAGAUGCUUGACCGGUGCUCUACUCCAUCAUCACACUACUGGAUUGGAAACAUUGACUGGUUUAACAAGCACCGACACUGCAUGUCAAAGACUGUGUGUAUCAACACAUAUAUGGAAGUACAAAUACAUACAGUACAGGAACUACACAUUCCAGUCAAUGGUCUCAGGGGGAAGGAUAGAUCCACUCAAACACACAUAAGACAGUCAAAGGGAGACACACACACUUCCACUCACACACAGAUGACACUAGCUGAGACUUACUGAUCAACCGAUGGCCACUGAAUGAUCAAUUCAAAGUAAAAACAAAAAAACAGGGGCACUGUGUUAACCACAACAGAAAUCAGGAGGGCCAGGGGAUAUUGUUUGCUUGUUUUCCUAGAUUCUCAGAACAGAAAUGUUUAAACAUCCCUUUGUUUUACUAAUAUUAAAAUAUCCUUGAAAUAUGGCAAUCAACAAGGUCGAGUGAAUCUAAAAGAAGGUACAUACAGAUUUACUUGUGUAUGAGUUGCUAGUAAGACAAAGACGGGGUAAACUUCAGUUUAAGAAGACUGCUUAUUAUUCAUACAGUAUCUACACGAUAAUAUGAGUGUAGUUUAGAGC